AUGGAGGCNCCCCUCUUCAAAUGUCUGAAAGCGAUAACUUAUUCGGUUGCACCUUACAUGUAUGGCCUGAUGAUGAUGGCUCAAACCAUCAGUGUAUUCAUGACCGUCGGAGUUUCGGUGCAUCGUUAUAUCGGCGUAUGCCAUCCGUACAAGUCAGUUGAAUGGCUUCCAAAGAAACGUGUCACCAAAUUCAUCAUCAGUCUCGUCGUGUUCAGUAUCCUGUUCAAUACUACACGCUUUUUUGAGGUCCACGUUUCUAAUGUAUGCUAUCGCCUGAACAUUAACUACUAUAUGCCGUCAUUGCAACCGACAGCACUUCGUCUCUCAGACUUGUACAGGAAUAUCUUUUUCGGAUGGGCAUAUACAAUAGUGAUGUAUGUGGUGCCAUUCAGUCUGUUAAUCGUUGUCAAUUCGCUGGUUCUUUCGGCGGUAAGACGCAGUCGUCGAAUGCAUAUGGUCAGUCAGUGCGGAGCGGAGAAUGAUGAAUUUUCGAAGAAAGCCGAACGAAAAGAGCGGCAGACAUCGAUCAUGCUCAUCGCUAUCGUAUUCCUCUUUAUUUCAUGUAAUACGCUAGCUUUCGUGUGUAAUAUCAUGGAAAAUUUAGACGAGGUAGGACCAGUUUAUCAAAGCAUGGUGACCUUCAACAAUCUACUAGUUAUGGUGAAUGCCUCGUGCAACAUAUGCGUGUACAUGCUGUUCUCUGAGAAAUACCGUAUGCUGUUGCGUCAUUACAUCUUUUGUGAUUGGUCCCGGCAAGGAGAAAUGCUUAUCAGCUCGGUGGCUGGGUGA
Molecule: messenger RNA, 789 nt
Organism: Haemonchus placei
Lineage: Eukaryota; Metazoa; Nematoda; Chromadorea; Rhabditida; Trichostrongylidae
Source: the annotation of a GenBank genome assembly